Molecule: messenger RNA, 939 nt
Organism: Letharia lupina
Lineage: Eukaryota; Fungi; Ascomycota; Lecanoromycetes; Lecanorales; Parmeliaceae
Exons: 3
Coding region: 1-939 (312 amino acids)
Biological process (GO): superoxide metabolic process
Molecular function (GO): metal ion binding; superoxide dismutase activity
Source: RefSeq, a predicted model, not a curated record
AUGAUAUUGUCACCUCUUUCGCGGCAGCAGACUGCUCUGCGAAUAUGCCGGCCUCUCAUCCAAACCCAAUGCCUCUACAACCCCAAAACGCAACGACGGCGUAUCCAUAAUGUGCCCCUGCUUGUCCAUGGCGAAGCUUUCAAAACCGAUGGCGUACCUGGCAUGCUAUCGAGUGAUGCAUUCGACUUGGCCUGGCAUCAAUAUCAAGGCCACCUCGUCGACCGCCUUAACAGGCUAACAGCCGACACUCCAUUGGAGAACACCCCCACCAAGGAUCUCGUCCUCGCGCACGCCCGCCAACCCCACGCCGCCUCCCUCUUCAACCACGCCAGCAUGGCUUGGGCCAACCACCAAUUUUUCUCCACCCUCUCCCCCAACCCUCCAAAAAUGUCCGCCUUCCUCACAUCCAAAAUCAGCGACUCCUUCUCCUCCCCCGAAUCGCUCCAGAAUACCUUCAUCGCGACCGCCAACGCCAUGUUCGGACCCGGCUUCGUUUGGCUCGUCCGACACAAAUACAGAAACGCUUACCUGAUGGAAAACGAACUCUCAAUCCUAACAACCUAUCUCGCCGGUUCGCCUCUGCCAGGGGCGCAUUACAGGAGGCAGGAACAGGAUCAGAAUACCAUGAUGGCCGCUGGCUCGUUCGGAAGCGCUUCGCUCUUUCCCGGGAAGGAAAGCAAAAUCGCGUACGGUGGAGCGGAUAUCGAUGUCCUGUUGGGGGUGAAUACGUGGGAGCAUGUUUGGUUGAUGAAUUAUGGUGUCGGAGGGAAGAAGCGGUUUUUGGAGGGGUGGUGGAACGCGAUCGAUUGGGAUGUGGUGGAGUCGAAUUGGCACGAUACGAGCAGGGAGAAAAAGACAGAGAACAGAAGGAGUAACCCUCUCGGUAGGCUGGGGGAUGUGGGUAGACGGAAGCAAAGGCCUGUCGACAGUGUAUACUAG